UCUCCAUGUGACCGGAGCCUUACACAUUAAAGCUUUUAUCAAUACAUUAUUUAUGAUGGAUACUUUUGAUAUUUUCCAAAUGUUAUCUUCUGGUAUAAGAUUUGACAAAGAGCAUUUUACAAACGACGCUAAAAAAUAUCAGCUUGAAAAACGUGCAAUAACUGUUAAGGAGGAAAUAAAUGCUGAAAUACAAAAUAAGGAUGGAAAUUUUUUUAAAAAAAGUGUAACAAAACUCAAAGAGAAUGUCUUUAAAGAUAACCCUAUUGAUAUACUUGUUAACAAUCAUGAUCGUGAAGAUAAAAAUAAACUGUCAAAUAGAGUGGAAGAAAGAAGUAAUUUAAACAAAAUAAAUAAUAUACAUUCGAACGUUCCAACGUUGUUGGGUGGAAUUGUGGCAGCUGAGGAUAGUAAGAACAGCAGGCAAAAAAAAAAAAGUAAAGUAACAGGGGAUGUAUUAACACAACAAGAACGUCAGAAGGUCAAUCUAUGUAGAGAUGAACAUUUGGUUCAUGUUACAGGAACCAGAAUACCACCACCAAUUGAAGCAUUUCAACAAAUUUGUGUUUACCACAAUGUCAAAAGUUGUAUUAUGCAGAGUAUAUUCCGUCAUUAUGCUGCACCUACUGCAAUCCAGAUGCAAGCUAUUCCAAUUAUGUUGCAGCAACGAAAUUUAUUGGCUUGUGCUCCAACCGGAUCUGGAAAAACUUUAGCUUUUUUAUUGCCUGUCAUUAUACAAUUAAAGGAACACAGAGAACUGGGCUUACGUGCUGUAAUACUUGCUCCUACUAGAGAGUUGGUUCAACAGAUCCUUAGAGAAUUCUUAACACUGAGUGAUCGAUGUGAAUUUGGAGUGUUCCAUAAUGCAUCAAUAGGAGUUACAGAAAAAUUUGGACAAAAAAGUUGGAAUACAUUUGACAUAUUAAUAUCCACCCCUUUGAGGCUUUUAACUUUAUUACGACAAGAAUCAAAUCCAAUCUCACUUUCAAGAGUUGAGUGGCUUAUCAUUGAUGAAGCUGACAAGUUGUUUGAAGAAGGUAACAUAGCAUUUAAAAAUCAAUUAGAGGAAAUUCUAAAAGCUUGCCAAAAUGAAAAAUUACGAUGUGCUAUGUUUAGUGCUACGAAUCCUGUUGAUGUAACAUAUUGGUGUCGACAUAAUCUUAGACAACUUACUACUAUAACAAUUGGUCAAAAAAAUGAUGCAGCCAAUACAAUUAAACAGGAACUAAUAUUUGUUGGAAACGAGCAAGGCAAACUUAUGCAGCUAAGAAACAUUUUUCAAAAAGGUGUAUCUCCUCCUUUGCUCAUUUUUGUUCAAAGUAAAGAGCGAGCACAAGAAUUAUUUAAAGAACUUGUUUAUGAUAAUGUGAACGUAGAUGUCAUACACGGAGAUAGAACUCAAACGCAGCGAAAUAACGUUGUCCACUGCUUUCGAGAAGGAAAAAUAUGGGUUCUGAUAUGCACAGACUUAAUGAGUAGAGGAAUAGACUUUGAAGGUGUCAAUCUGGUCAUCAAUUACGAUUUUCCUCGUUCUGCAACAUCUUACAUUCAUAGGAUCGGACGUACUGGUCGAGCAGGGCGCCAAGGAAAAGCGAUCACAUUUUUUGCUCUCCAAGAUAUCGAUUAUUUGAGAAGCAUUGCUUCAGUGAUGCGGAAAUCUGGUUGCACAGUACCUAAUUACAUGUUUUCUACAAAAACAUUAAGUAAGAAAAAAAGACGAAAAAUAGAAAACAUCGCACCUGAAAGACAAAACACAUGUACCAGUUCAAAUUUUGAAAGAUGUUCUAAAUUAAGACAUCAUUAAAAAAAAAAUUUUUGAAACAAACAGUAAAGAAAGGCUCAGUUAAAUCAAAAUUGAACACGAAGUAGAUGGAAAGCGUGAGUUACAUCAGUUACAAAUUAAAUAAAUCCAAAAGCUAGGUAGCAAGUAUUAAAUCUUGAGUUGUUCAAUAUUUAACCUAAAACUGAA
Molecule: messenger RNA, 1966 nt
Organism: Copidosoma floridanum
Lineage: Eukaryota; Metazoa; Arthropoda; Insecta; Hymenoptera; Encyrtidae
Gene: ais
Product: DExD-box helicase 52
Biological process (GO): maturation of SSU-rRNA
Cellular component (GO): cytosol
Molecular function (GO): RNA helicase activity; nucleic acid binding; ATP binding
Source: RefSeq, a predicted model, not a curated record